CGCUCCUCCGCCGCCAUGUGGAGCCGGAGGCGGUGCCGGGCCCGGGCCGGCGGCCGCGGCCUGGAGGAGCUUCGCGCUCGGCGGCGGGAGCGAGAGGCAGUUCUCAGGAAGGCCCGGCGGCAGGAGCAGCUGGUCAGCAAGAGGCUUCUGCGGGAAGACCCUGUGGCAGAGGGUGGGCAGGAUGGAGUGGAGAUCGUGCCAGACCCCCUCACGGAGGAGGAGGUUUUGGGACUGCUUAGAGGUGUGCAGAGAGGUUCGGAGGACAGGAAAAGAUCGCUGAGCCGCCUCCGCUGGGCUCUGCAGAAUAAGGAGACACAGCAAAAAUUUGUCAGGCUGGAUGGCAGUGUUCGGGUGCUCAUUGGACUGUUCACCAGCAGCCUGGCUGACAUGCAGAUGGAGGCAGCUCGCUGUCUCCACGAGCUCUCCCACUCCAGUGACCCUGCUGUGGCUGAGGCAUGUCUACCAGUGACCUCUUAUCUCCUGACCUACCUCUCGGGACACAGCGUUGAGUUUAUGGAGCUGUGUUUGUAUACGCUGGGGAACCUGGUAGUAGAAAGCGAGGCCGUGAGGAAACAGCUUCUGCCUCAGGGCAUUAUUCCAGCACUGGCAUCCUGCAUCCAGUCCCCACAUGAGGCUGUGCUGGAAGGUUUGGGCUACGUCCUGUCGCAGCUGCUCCAAGCCAAGGAAGCCCCCACAGAGAUUGUACCCUUGGUUCUGGACUCUGGUCUCCCCCAGCACAUGCUUCGACUGGUUUGCUCUGGCCUCAAGUCUGGAACAGGAGCUGCUGUGGAGUUUGCCUGGUGUCUCCACUACAUCAUUUGUAGCCAUACAGCCAACACGGCGUUGCUAUCCCUGGGGGCUAUUCCUGCUCUUGCCUCACUCUUGCUCGACUUGGCCUCUGAAAUCUCCCAAAACGCUUCCGAGGGCCUGGAGCUGCUCGUCUGCCCGGUGCUGCGGUGCCUUAGCAACCUGCUUGCAGAGGAGACGGUGGGCUGCAAAGACCAGAUCCAGGAUGAGCGCCUGCUCAUGGCCCUGUUCAUAAUCCUGCGAUGCUUCUUCCAGGAGCACCCAUUCAUUGUGCAAGAGUGUCUCUGGCUGUUGAAUAACCUUACGGCGGAUGAGCCCUUCUUCUGCUCUGCUGUGCUUGGUCUGGACCUGCUCCCGGCCCUGCUGCAGCUCCUGCCCUGUUCCCAGACAGUGAGCGUGUUGGUCCUGACCGUGCUGUGCAAUAUAGCGGAGAAGGGGCCAGCCUACUGCCAGGAGCAGCACCGGCAGGGGAUGAUUCCCCCACUGCUGGGCACCCUCACGCUCACUGACUCAGAAGUGGUGGGGCAAUGUCUCGAGCUGCUGCACCUUCUCUUCCUGCACCGGCCAGAGGCUGCUGUUGACUUUGUCAGCCAAGGAGGACAUCAAGCCCUUGAGCAGCAUCAGAGCACCCCAGAACUCCAGGAGCGAGUGCGAGCACUGCUGGACAUGGCCUUGCAGCCAGCAGGAGCCUCUGCUGUCAGUACCACGCAGGCAGCACUGCCUGCUCUCUCCUAGGUGAUGCUGUCUCCCUUCCCUCCACCUGCCCUUGUGCUACAAGGAGGAAUGAAGUGUGCUCUACUCUCACACGCACCAUUGACCUAGGGAUGGUUAGGGGUCUAACAGCCAGCUGUAAACCCCAGCACAGGGCUGUUGGUCCCAGAUGAGAGUCCUUAGCAAAGUAUGGCUGUUCUCCAUGCUCUCUCCCCAAGGUAUUCGCAGUCAGCUAGUCGGACCUAAGUCCGGCAGGUUCCUCCAUGCUUCAUUGUGUGCAGCCAGGGCAGAGCUGUGCUGCAACCAAUGCAGAAAGGCUCUCACUUCUGGUAUGGUGGCGUAUAAGCCUUGCUGGAUUUGCUGGUUUACUCCAGUGUCUCCUUUAGUCACUGCAGUUUUAAGCCCAACACACACAGCUCAGGGUAAGCAUAUGCCUUUAUGAGAUUAAUAACUUAAUGAUAGACACGUUUAACAUUAAAGCUUAUCAGAAAAGUCA
Molecule: messenger RNA, 2014 nt
Organism: Rhea pennata
Lineage: Eukaryota; Metazoa; Chordata; Aves; Rheiformes; Rheidae
Gene: TMCO6
Product: transmembrane and coiled-coil domains 6
Exons: 12
Coding region: 16-1542 (508 amino acids)
Biological process (GO): protein import into nucleus
Molecular function (GO): protein binding; nuclear import signal receptor activity
Source: RefSeq, a predicted model, not a curated record